UGAAAGUGCAGCCAGCCACGCCACGCGCAGCUUUUCAAUCCGCUGCCACCGAUCGUAGUGGGAAGACUGCUCAAAUCAGUGCGGCUCUUGUUCUACUUUCCUCUGGGAAGCGGUCCCCGACAUUCUGCCCGCCUGACGCCGGAAGCGCUAGCGGAUAAACCAUGAAUAGAAGACUGCACUCAAUGGGAUGGGAGCUCGCAGCCUACACUGCAGGGCCCUGGCUUAUCCUAGGCAGCAUCAUCUACUUCCUUCCCGCCUUAUGGGGACUUCUUUCUUACGUCACCGGUGCCUUAGGUCUGGCACUGCUUGCCACAAUCAUGGGACGUUUCAUCAGCGCCAGGUUACCGAACGCGCGUGUGCAGCCCGAGGGUCGCGCCGUCCUGAUUACUGGCUGUGAUACGGGAUUUGGCCACGACUUGAGCGUUCGGCUCGACAAGCAAGGGUUCCAGGUCUUUGCUGGAUGCCUGUUUCCCGAUGGGGAAGGUGCCAAGAGUCUCAGGAGGAAUUGUUCCAGUAGGUUGCACGUAGUCACACUGGAUGUGACCAAGGAGGAGCAUUUCGAAAGCACGCUUGCUUAUGUGAAGAAGAACCUGGGAGACAACAGACUGUGGGCUGUUGUGGCAAACGCCGGCAUAUUCCUGUCCAUGGAACUGGAGUGGAUGCCCAUGAAGGACAUCAGAAAGCUGUUCGAAGUGAAUGUCUUCGGCUGUGUGCGCACCGUUCAGACAUUCUUGCCUCUAUUGAGGGAGUCUAAGGGAAGAGUGGUCCUUAUGGCCAGUUACGCAGGAAGGGGUACGUCAACGUGGAUCAACGCUUACAGCAUGACAAAGCACGCAGUGAUUUCGCUAGGAGAUGGACUCAGAAGGGAACUGGCCAAAUGGGAUGUCACAGUGUCGAUGGUGGAACCUACUUACCACAAGACUCCAAUCAUACCAACGCCUGCUGACAUAAUCAAAAAGUGUGAACAAAUUCCUGAAGACAUCACCAAGGACUAUGGCAAGUCUUACAUGUACGCCAUGGCUGAAAGGUCCAGAUUCGUGUUCGACACGUUCGCACGUGACAACGUAUCUGAAGUCGUCGAUACCAUGGAAACAGCGACAUGCAUCAAGCAUCCUCAGGCAUCAUACAAGUGCAUUGGCUAUACCAUGUGGGUCUGCAUGUACCUUCUCACAGUUAUGCCGACCAUCUUUGGAGACGUUACGGACUAUCUUAUCUACACCCCGAACGUCUAUGAAAAAAAUGGAAGGCUCGUGGAAUCAGUUCCAUUCUACAACAAGAUCUGCGAGAAGUUGUCAAACAUCAAAAACAUUGCACGGCGAAGUGCAGCGUAAGUCCUGGGCUGAAACCCAGUGUUCCAAGAUAUACUUUGGGGUGCCACAGUGGCUUCAUACUCAGUGAAUGUUGUGAGUGCACAUGUGUGUGCAGGACAAUUGCUCACUUCUCUGGAUAUGUGAUGGUGGUGGUGUGAUUUUGACGACACAUCUUUGUGCAUGGGGUGCAUGGACUUUAUGCUGAAAAUACCUCACCACAGCCAUGCCUUGAUUUGUAUCCAAUACUAUGUGCCUGUUGACACAGGAAUGUCAUCUGGGCAGGCAGGAAGUAACAUGUUCUUCUGGAAGGAAUAAAGAGGUUUCGAGAUAUAUCGAAACCUGUUGCUUUAUGCCCAGGUGCCAGUAAAGUUUUAAAACCUC
This is a messenger RNA of Ornithodoros turicata, 1691 nucleotides long. Its product is annotated as retinol dehydrogenase 7-like. The record is from RefSeq and is a predicted model, not a curated record. The coding region runs from base 162 to 1331 and encodes 389 amino acids. The transcript is spliced from 5 exons. Gene Ontology annotation, biological process: steroid metabolic process. Gene Ontology annotation, molecular function: oxidoreductase activity. Lineage: Eukaryota; Metazoa; Arthropoda; Arachnida; Ixodida; Argasidae. Gene Ontology annotation, cellular component: intracellular membrane-bounded organelle.